AUGGUAUAGUGUGAAUAGUACCCAUUUUUUUAGAGAAUAUCUUUUUAAUAACUUAAUUAUAGAUUAUCUAACUACUAUUUGAAGAAAAUACAAUAAUUCCAACUUAUAUCUUAAUAUAAUUAUGUCAAUAUUAUUUUAGAUUCUUAUCUUUCUUUUGAAUAAUUUAAUCAUUUAUUGUUACUUAUUUCUUUUUAAGCUCUGAUAAAUAACAAUUAAUUUGUAAUAAUGCUAAAAUAUUAGAAGUCUAAUAUUUCUUCAUAUAGAGCUGUAUUCAAUGCUCUGUAGAUGUAAUUUGAUAUAUUUGGAUAACUACCCAUGUUCACAAUAUUAAAAAAAGAAAGAUUUUCUACAAGCUUCGGAGCUUUUUCCACACUAAUCAUUUUUGGAUUUUGUCUUUUGUAUUUAUGGAUUGAACUUGAAAAGUUAUUUAAUCGCAGUGACCCAAAUGUAAUCCAAUAUGAUUCUUAACUUCUAGAAAGUAGUGAAAUUCCCUUGAUGAAUAAAAAUUUUACAAUUGCAGUAACUUUAUCUGGAUUAAACACUUAACCAUUUAAGAAUGUCAAGAGGUAUUUUAGCAUUUCUGUAAAUACAUGUAAAAGAGAGAGGAUUUUUAAUAAAACAGAUAAUACUACAUAAGUUAUUUAAUAAUGCUAAGAAUAUCCAAUCGAAGCUUGUACAGUUAAUCAUGCAGUUACUGAAAGCUAAAAAGAGUAUUUUGGAAAACUUUAAUUAGGAACAGUUCAAUGCUUACAGAAUGAGGCCUGGGAAGCGAAUCCACCAAAGUUAUAGGGAGUAUUGCAAGCUAUGGAGUUUUAAUAUCUUCAAAUAUAGGUCCAAAUAUGUCACAACACGACAACCUAUAAUGAAUGUGCUCCUAUUGAAGAAAUUCAGGAUUUAGCAAAAGCAGGAUAUUAUGGUAUUCAUUUGAGUGAUAAUUUAUUAUAAUUGAAUGAGUUCCAAUAGCCUUUUUCACAAAUCCAAAGCAUGCAAUAAGCUUCAUUCUCCCUAAAAACAUCAAGAUCAAUCUAUUAAACUCUAAAAUAAGUUUAAAUAAUUACUGAUGAUGGAAUUGUUUAGGAAAAUCGAAAUUCAUUUUUUGGUUUAAUUUAAAAUUAAUGGAGAGAGGAAUCAUCUACUUACAAUAAUAUAUUUUUAAUUAACCAUUUUAUUUAUUUGGAUGGAAAAUAAUCUACUUAUUAAAGAAAUUAUAUCAAAAUUUAGGCAAUUCUGGGAAAAAUAGGAGGAUUUUGGAAUGUUGCAGUUCUAUUGUUUAAGAUAUUUGUUACUCCAAUAGUAAUAACUUUAAUGAAUGUGCAUCUUGUUAAUAAACUAUUCAGAUUUGAAAUCAAUGAGAGAUCUUAAUUAUUUAAAGAUGAAAUAAAAGAAGAAUCAUUAAGCGACAUAAGCAAAAGCUAAACUAUUUACAAAGAAUCUUCUUAAUAAUAAUAUGAUGUUAUUAAUUAAAAUCAGAAAAGAAGGAAACCAAAUAAAUUACAUUCAAAUAGAAGAAAUUAAUCUGAAAUUUAGAAAUAUUUAACGCAAUCCAAAUAGCAAUUAAAUUUAGGAAUAAUUGAUAUAUUAUUAGUCGCAUUUUGUUGUAAAAGAAAGGUUAAAUAAUAAAUUAGAUAUGCAAAAACUAAAUGUUAAUAAAAAUUAGAUGUGGCAUUGAUAAUAAGUAAAAUCUAUGAAUUUGAUAAGUUAAAAUAUGUGCUUUUCUCAAAUGAAUAGUUAAAUAUAUUUAAUUGUAUCCCUAAACCUAUAAUUCCAGCUGAUUUAUUUAAUAGAAAGGUAUCCGAUAAAAUUAAAGCUUUGGAAUAAUAAAAAUAAUAUUUAUUUAUGCUUGAAGAUGAAAUGCCUAUGAAACUUAAAUUAGAGUCAGCUUUUUCUAGUUAUAAAAAACUUAAAAAUAAAAAGGACAAAACAUAUACAGAUCAUUAACUACUUGAAUUUUUAGAUGAAGAUUUAGUAAAUUUGUUUGAAAAUCUUUCCAAAAAUGAAGAUGUAAUAGCUAAAGUGAAUGAUGACUUAAGUUCAGUUUCCAAUAGAGAUAAAUUGAAUUCUGCCUCAUUAAGUAGAUAAUUAAAUGUUUAACUAGAAAUUAGUUAAAUAAGCUAAUAUUGA
Paramecium tetraurelia is the source of this 2121-nucleotide messenger RNA. RefSeq lists its product as uncharacterized. Gene Ontology annotation, molecular function: double-stranded DNA binding. Lineage: Eukaryota; Ciliophora; Oligohymenophorea; Peniculida; Parameciidae. Gene Ontology annotation, biological process: reciprocal meiotic recombination. The transcript has 4 exons. The record is from RefSeq and is a predicted model, not a curated record. Gene Ontology annotation, cellular component: nucleus.